AUGGAUACCAAACUCAAAUCAUCUGUCACAUUCCUCACUCUUAUUCUUCUUGUUUACUUCUUUAUCUCUUUGGCUCCUAAUGUAUCAGAAGCUAGGCCAUUGUUCAGUCUUUCACAAGGCAGUGAAGGUGCAAUUGGAGAGGUAAAUGGAGUGUUUAGGACUUUGAAGGGAGAUGGUCCAUCACCUGGAGUUGGUCAUAGGUUUAUUGGAGGGAUGAAGGAUUCUGGUCCAAGCUCUGGCGGUGUUGGGCACAGGAUUAUUGGAGGGGUGGAAGAUUCAGGUCCAAGUUCUGGUGGUGUUGGACACAAAUACAUAACCAACAACAAAAACAACCAUUCUUAA
This is a messenger RNA of Lathyrus sativus (Indian pea), 342 nucleotides long. The record is from the annotation of a GenBank genome assembly. NCBI's taxonomy places the organism in Eukaryota, Viridiplantae, Streptophyta, Magnoliopsida, Fabales, Fabaceae.